AUGGACUCCCCAGUCCUCAGUCAGCUGUUCCGGCAACUGUUCCGGCAUCCUGCCUGUCAGUCACUUCGGUCCUCAUCUGCCCUCGCAGGCCGCAGGCCGCAGUGCAUUCGAUUAUCCACACCACGUCAACAAUGCCGUCCCUUUCUCACGCGACGUUCGGCAGCCAGGCGGAAGAAUGUCGACGAUGGCAUGAAUUGGAAUAAACGGGGCGACUACCCGAAAGAUAUUGAAGAGGAGUUGAAGGAAUUCCCGCUUGUUACAGCCAAAGACCUGCGUCAUCGGCGGGAGCGGCCGCGACAGGUGAAGAUGUUGACUAGAGAAUUCAUUGACGACAGUCUAUAUAAUCCCCACUAUGGUUACUUCUCAAAGCAUGCGACUAUUUUCAGUCCCGGUGAACCAUUCGAUUUCAAUAGUAUCGAGGACGGGCCAGCGUUCCAUCGGAUGUUAGGGGACCGGUAUACAGAAUUUGAGGACCGCUUAGAUGAGACACAACCGGAUAUAGCUCGUCAGCUGUGGCACACACCCACGGAACUUUUCCGGCCCUACUACGGAGAGACGGUCGCCCGGUACCUGGUAUCGAACUACAAACUGACACUGUACCCCUACCACGAUCUGAUAAUAUAUGAGAUGGGCGCCGGAAACGGAACCAUGAUGAUCAACAUACUGGAUUUCAUCCGCGACACAGAUUACGAAGUCUACCAGCGCACCAAGUUCAAGAUCAUCGAGAUCUCGUCCAACCUUGCGGGACUCCAAAUGAAGAACCUGAUGGAUUCGAUCAACGCCGCAGGCCAUCUGGAUCACGUCGAGAUCAUCAACAAGUCCAUCUUCGACUGGGAUACAUACGUGCACUCCCCAUGCUUCUUCCUUGCCCUCGAGGUCAUCGACAACUUCUCCCACGAUGCGAUCCGCUACGACACCGCGACGGAACUCCCCCAGCAGGGUGGAGUGCUCAUCGAUGCGGAUGGCGAAUUUCAUGAAUACUACAAUGCACAGUUGGACCCCGUAGCCUCGCGGUUUCUCCGGGUGAGACAAGCCGCUGCACGCCGCGAAUUCCCUAGUCCGUUGGGCCCCAGGCUCACUCGCGGUCUGCGCAAGUCCGUGCCCUUCCAGCGUUCUUUCACUCUCCCUGAAUAUAUUCCCACCCGACUCAUGCAAUUCUUCGACAUCCUGGACACUUAUUUCCCGGGACACCGGCUCGUCGCCAGUGAUUUCAGUAGUCUGCCGGAUGCCGUUCCGGGUAUAAAUGCGCCCGUCGUACAGACCCGGUACAAGCGCCGGACUGUGCCGGUGUCUACUCCAUUUGUACACCAGGGAUACUUUGAUAUCUUCUUCCCUACGGACUUCAAUGUCGUCGAGGACCUUUACCGGGCCACUACCGGGAAGUUAACCCAGGUCAUGAGCCAUGAAGAUUUUGUACGCCGCUGGGCAUAUAUCGAAGACACUGAGACGAGAAGCGGUGAGAACCCGCUGUUGACCUGGUACAAAAACGCCAGCAUGUUGAUGACGGUAUAA
This is a messenger RNA of Aspergillus bombycis, 1512 nucleotides long. RefSeq names its product class I SAM-dependent methyltransferase. NCBI's taxonomy places the organism in Eukaryota, Fungi, Ascomycota, Eurotiomycetes, Eurotiales, Aspergillaceae. Gene Ontology annotation, cellular component: mitochondrion. Gene Ontology annotation, molecular function: protein-arginine omega-N symmetric methyltransferase activity. The transcript is spliced from 3 exons. The record is from RefSeq and is a predicted model, not a curated record. The coding region runs from base 1 to 1512 and encodes 503 amino acids.